AUGGAAUUGUCAGCGUUCGACGAUAACUUCGUCAAUCGAUCCGUCAACGUCAGCCUAUUACUUGUCUUUGACGCCAUUCUUGAUGCCGAGAGGCUUCAUAGCACAUUAGAAGCACUGGUAAGAUCAGAGCAUUGGAAUAGGAUCAGUGCAGAGCGAAAGACGCGGAAUGGCCGGAUGAUUCUAUGCCAAUCUGAAAACCCAGAUGACUCAGUUUCACCCAUUGAGUAUAUGCAUACCGUACAAAAAAGCCGAAUAUUUGAGCACCCCAAGGUUGCCAAGCUUCUUGGAACACCAACUGUGCCCACUGUCCUCGGUACUAUAACAGAUAUUCAAGACACACUUUGUCUCUCAGUGGAGGGCUUUGGGAAGCGGCUGGAUAAACAGCUCGGGCUGCACGUCGUCUCUUUCUUGGACGCUACUUCUAUCAUUCUCCGCUGGCAUCAUACGUUAUGUGAUGCUACGGGGAUGGGUUUGAUCGUGCAAGCAUGGACUGCGAUGUUGAGAAGCGAUCCUGCAGGCGUUCCAAACAUCAUGAGUACCAACGUGGAUCACUUGGCUGACGUUGGUCGGAAUCCACCUGAACCGCACUAUCUCGAGUCCCAGAGGAUGACAUUCUUGGGGUCUCUGGCCAAGUUGACCUACGAGAAUUUGGGGGGCAUAUUCUCCGGGUGGGAAACAAGAGCCGUGUGUCUCCCGGCUGCGUUUCUCAAAAAUUACAGGGCACACGCGGAGGCCAAUCUAGACUACUCUGGCCAGGGACACAAGCCCGAGUUUCUCACCGACGGCGACUUGAUAAGUGCAUGGUGGGCGCGUUUGCUAAUAUCCUCCCAAACCUCCACGCCAUCAGACAGAUCUGUGUUGAUCAACAACGCGGUCUCCUAUCGGUCUGCGCUACAGCCGAAUCCCCUUCCCGAAAUCGCAGGGUUCCUCCCCAACGCGGUAGGCUUUGCAACAGCCAUGAUCACUGUUAAAGACGUUCUGGAAAAGAACGUGAGCUACAUUGCCUGUGCAGUCCGGGACUCCAUUCUGAAAGCGAGAACCAGAGGACAAAUAGAGGCGUACGCGUCAUUACUUCGAAACUCGCCGCAGCAGCUGUUCCCUCUGUUCGGUAGCGCAUCUACCUCCCUCGUGUUUGUUACGAACUGGUCCAAAUCCAACUUUUGGGCCACAACCUUUUCUGGCGCAGAAGCCGGAGAUGUAGCAAGAGAUAAUACUGGGCAAGUGGGAAGCGGCUUGCCCCGGAUCUUCGCAGCUUGGCCGACGCCAAAUUUUAUGAAUGGGAUGAUAAUAUUAGGAAAAGAUGCUGUGGGUAAUUACUGGGUGAACAUUACACUGACGGCGAAACUUUGGAAUAAGUUCGAACCUUUGAUGAAGAAGGAAACUGAGCGUAUUUAUGCUUCGACGAGUUAG
This is a messenger RNA of Trichoderma aggressivum f. europaeum, 1410 nucleotides long. RefSeq lists its product as uncharacterized. The record is from RefSeq and is a predicted model, not a curated record. The coding region runs from base 1 to 1410 and encodes 469 amino acids. The transcript has 2 exons. Gene Ontology annotation, molecular function: acyltransferase activity, transferring groups other than amino-acyl groups. NCBI's taxonomy places the organism in Eukaryota, Fungi, Ascomycota, Sordariomycetes, Hypocreales, Hypocreaceae.